This is a messenger RNA of Coffea eugenioides, 1211 nucleotides long. RefSeq lists its product as uncharacterized. Gene Ontology annotation, biological process: regulation of DNA-templated transcription. Gene Ontology annotation, molecular function: transcription coregulator activity; protein binding. The transcript is spliced from 6 exons. NCBI's taxonomy places the organism in Eukaryota, Viridiplantae, Streptophyta, Magnoliopsida, Gentianales, Rubiaceae. The coding region runs from base 259 to 927 and encodes 222 amino acids. Gene Ontology annotation, cellular component: histone deacetylase complex. The record is from RefSeq and is a predicted model, not a curated record.
UCUCACUCUCACCAUCUUCUCUCUCCUCUUUCUCUUGCCCCCAAGUCCAGCCUUUCAUUUUUUUUUUUUUUGGUUUGUGUUUUUUUUUUCACACUCAAAAAAUCCCAAAAUUCCACUCAUUUUCUCGCUCAAUUGACCACCAAGAUCACGGUUUUGGACUAUACAAUGCCUGAUCUUCCGAUCAGUUCCGAAUUCUUGGGCUGAAACUGGAAUUUGACUGAAUUUAGGGGACAAAAAGCUGAUCUUUUUCUAUCAGAAAUGCUCGAAGCAGUAGAAAGUUCAGUGAAUGGGUUUUCACAUUUGCAGAGCUGUGGAGACAGCAGUGAAGAAGAGCUCUCGGUUUUGCCACGUCAUACUAAGGUUGUUGUGACUGGUAACAACAGGACUAAGUCUGUUCUUGUUGGUCUGCAAGGUGUAGUCAAGAAAGCUGUUGGCCUUGGAGGAUGGCACUGGCUGGUUCUAACAAAUGGCAUAGAAGUCAAGCUUCAGAGGAAUGCGCUUAGUGUAAUAGAAGCUCCUACAGGCAAUGAGGAAGAUGAUGACAUUGAAUUUGAAAAUAUGCAGUGGAACGGCUCAGAUAUGGCAUCCGAUGAUACCCAAAAGUCCCAUAGAUCAAGGCCUCGCAUGCAUAAAUCAUCCGGGUCAUCUCACAAGACUAUGAGCAGGUCUGUCUCUUGCGAUUCACACUCCAAGGAAUCUAUUUCCACUCCUAGGGGGUCCACGAAGAUUGAUCUGAGCAAACUAGAGAUGGCUGCCCUGUGGAGAUACUGGCGGCACUUUAACCUUGUGGAUGCCAUCCCUAACCCUUCAAAGGAGCAGCUUAUCGACGUUGUUCAGAGGCAUUUUGUGUCUCAGCAAUUGGACGAGUUGCAAGUCAUUGCGGGGUUUGUGCAGGCUGCAAAGAGGCUCAAGACCGUAUGCAAGUAACCCUACAGAAAGAAAAUGGGCAAACUCUUUGCGCAUUGUUCCUGACACUAACAAAUUGAUUGGCUAAUUUCCCCUCCAUCGCUCUUGUUUGACUAAUGCCUGUAAUAUAUUCAUAAAUAUAUACUCUUUGACUGUUCUUCAAGUUUAUAGUAGUUAACUUUUUUUUCUAGUUAUUGUGUAAAUAUGAUGUAAACUGGGGACUGACUCUAAUUAAGGUGCCUUCUGAGCUUCCAAAGAUCCAUUUGAAUCGAAUGUAUUGCUGAGACCCCCGGGGGAAUUGGUCA